UUAAAUCGUUGGUCGUAAUAUCCUAAAAUAAGAAAUGUUUAUUUUAUGUAUCGAGCGUUUACAAUCUGCACAUUAAAACGCAGAGUCAUACGCCGAUAAAUAUAUAAAAAGUUUUUGAAACUUUAACCGCGAAAAUUUUGUUUUGUUUACAAAUAUUGAGCAUAACUGAUUUCUGAAUCAAAUUUUGUGAUAUUUGAGUUUUGAUUUUUGUUAACCCGGCACAAGCUAAGAAACCGUUCCGGAAAACAAACCUCAUUCCUUCCUUCCUUCUGAAUGAAAUAAAUUUUAUUUUAAAGAAUCGCUGGCAAAACAUCCAUUAUUACAUAACGUAAGCCAGUAAAAAGACUUCAAAAAAUCUUAUGGCCUAUUCGUAUAUUUGAACAAACAUAUUAUUGAAUCAAGUUCCAUAAAAUAUAAAACUAUUUGAAAAACGUGCUAAAUAGGGAAUUUUUAAAUGUUGUUUAAAGAAAAAUGUUGAGAAAUUCUCUUUUGUCAGCAUACGCAAAAUGUUCGAGCUUAACAUGUGUGCAGAGUAAAUUAAUCUUCGAAAAUCCAUACGAGAAAUUAAAACAAUAUCUUGAAGUUCCGUUAUUGGAUGACCAAUUCUUUUCACCAGACAUUGAAUCAUUGGUUGCAGCUCAUGAACUUUUUGUGCCAAAUCCAUUACACCGCAUAGGUUUCAUUACUUCUGGAAUCGGACCAGAAAAAUUUCCUAAUCAUGAUCUACCAGAGGUGGUGUUUAUGGGCAAAAGUAACGCUGGCAAAUCGUCACUGUUGAAAGCUAUUUUUCAAAAUGUCCCAAGUCUGCGUAUUGAAACCUCAAAACGACCAGGAUCCACUAAAACUGCUAAGUUUUAUCAAGUUGGCUCAAAAUUAUGCCUUGUUGAUAUGCCUGGUUAUGGUUUCCGUCAACCAGAAUGGUUUGAAAGCCUUGUACAUGAAUAUUUUAAAAGAAAAAAUUGUAUUCGUACAUUCUUAUUAAUAGAUGGAAAAGUUGGCUUUGAAGACAUUGAUCAAAUUGCAUUGGAUGUGUUAGAAAAUUAUAAAGUGCCCCACGUGAUUGUUAUGACAAAAAUUGACAAAAUCUCUGAUGGCAUUCUUCUAAAGAAUGUCCUUCACCUAAAAAAUAUAAGGAAGUCAACAGUAUAUUGCUUUUCUCAACCGUUUGCUGUCAGUUCUCAUACAUAUGAAGGCUUAGGACAUCUUCUAGCUUUCAUUGGACACAUUACUGGAAAUGUGAAUAUUAAAUCAGCUGAUAUCAAGUCAAUUUCACAUUAGGAUAUCACUUGCAUAAUAAAUUAUUUAUAAAAAUUAUUUUAUUUAAUAAAUAGCAGUGUAAGUUCUAUUUUCAAAUGGUAUGUGUUACAGAAUAAAGACAAUAUUUUAUAUUA
Molecule: messenger RNA, 1391 nt
Organism: Argiope bruennichi
Lineage: Eukaryota; Metazoa; Arthropoda; Arachnida; Araneae; Araneidae
Product: GTP-binding protein 8-like
Exons: 5
Coding region: 472-1278 (268 amino acids)
Cellular component (GO): mitochondrion
Molecular function (GO): GTP binding
Source: RefSeq, a predicted model, not a curated record